Messenger RNA from Cladocopium goreaui, 1736 nucleotides. The record is from the annotation of a GenBank genome assembly. NCBI's taxonomy places the organism in Eukaryota, Dinophyceae, Suessiales, Symbiodiniaceae.
CGGGUGCUUUAGCCGUUGAUCCUGUGCUGCGUUUUGGCUUCAGCUUGCGUUCAACCGUGUGUGGGUUCCUGGAUUUUCUUGCACCAAACCAAGAUGGCACAGCAAAUGGUUGGAAAGGCUGCACCGGACAUGGCCUUGGAGAUUUCCAGGGCAGGUGAGAAGAGCCAGUCCAACCUUUUGUCGCUGCAGAAGCCAGGACAGGCAAUGGUGUUGGACUUUUUUGCUCCUUGGUGCAAGGCUUGCCCAAAGGCUGCUCAGCAUCUGGACCACUUGGCCGAGAGCUACUCUGAGCGCUGUCAGUUUGUCCUGAUCUGUGUGGAUGGAGACGUGGAUGAAGCCGUGAGCUUUGCUGAGGAACAUGGCAUCACUCGGUGUGUUGUAGCGUCUGUGGUGGAUGAAAAUGCACCGGCAAACUACCACGUUUCUGGACUGCCACACCACACUCUCAUUGCUCCAGAUGGCACCAUUGCUCGAAAUUAUGAGGUGAAUCUGCCAGGGGACUUGGAAGAAGCUCUGGCAAAGGAGGCCUCCAACGACUCCUUAGCACCGGUGCCAAAGAAGAGCCCCAUCUCUGACAAGUACAAAGAGUUGGAGAAGCAAGACCCUUUGUUGAAGGAAAACCCUCGUCGUUGGGUGAUGUUCCCACUUCAGUAUCCAGAAGUGUGGGAGAUGUACAAGAAGCACGAGGCAUCCUUCUGGACUGCUGAGGAGAUUGACCUUGCACAGGACAACAAGAAUUGGGUAAGCCUCAACGAGAGCGAGCAGCAUUUCGUUAAACACGUCCUCGCUUUUUUUGCUGCGUCCGAUGGGAUUGUCCUGGAGAACUUGGCACAGCAGUUUUCCUCAGAAGUGCAGAUUCCUGAGGCCCGGGCCUUCUACGGCUUCCAAAUUGCCAUGGAAAACAUCCACUCUGAGACCUACUCGCUGCUGAUUGAGCAAUACAUCAAGGACCCAAAGGAGAAGGACGACCUCUUCGAUGCCAUUCACACGAUGCCAGCUGUCCGUGAGAAGGCUAGUUGGGCCAUCCAAUGGAUGAACCGUGAAAGCAGCUUUGCUGAGCGUCUUGUGGCAUUUGCGGCAGUGGAGGGGAUCCUAUUCAGCGGAUCUUUCUGUGCAAUUUUCUGGUUGAAGAAGCGAGGUUUGAUGCCUGGUCUGACCUUUUCCAAUGAGCUCAUCUCUCGCGAUGAAGGCCUCCAUGCCGACUUCGCCUGCUUGCUGUACGGCAUGCUCCAGAAUAGGUUGCCAGAAGAGGUUGUCCAUGACAUCAUCCGUGGUGCAGUUGAGGUGGAACGCAAGUUUAUUUGUGGAGCUCUGUCUUGUGAUUUGAUCGGCAUGAACAAAGACCUGAUGACUCAGUACAUUGAGUUUGUCGCUGAUCGGCUGUUGACAGCCUUGGGCCACAGCAAGAUCUUUGGCUCCGAGAAUCCCUUUGACUGGAUGGAGCUGAUUUCCUUGCAGGGCAAGACCAACUUCUUUGAGAAGCGAGUUGGUGAGUACCAGAAAGCAGGGGUGAUGGCUGGUACCUCAGAGCCUUUGACCGCUUUUGCGCUGGACGCAGAUUUCUGAGCGUCUGCAAUGACAGACACGCGGGGUAUGGUGGGGUUCAAUCGAAAAGAUUGUACACUUAGCGUAGAUAUCAUAAGGCUCAGCGACACAAGUCUUAUGAGAGUUCCCCUGAUCAUCGGCUGCACUGUUGAUGCCUGUGCAUGAAGCAGACACGUAGUCGGUGCAAAAUA